Meyerozyma guilliermondii ATCC 6260 is the source of this 1287-nucleotide messenger RNA. Its product is annotated as 2-aminoadipate transaminase. The transcript has a single exon. Gene Ontology annotation, molecular function: pyridoxal phosphate binding; L-2-aminoadipate:2-oxoglutarate transaminase activity. Gene Ontology annotation, biological process: biosynthetic process. Bases 1 to 1287 code for a protein of 428 amino acids. NCBI's taxonomy places the organism in Eukaryota, Fungi, Ascomycota, Pichiomycetes, Serinales, Debaryomycetaceae. The record is from RefSeq and is a predicted model, not a curated record.
AUGCCAAUUAAUUUUUUCAAGGGCCAUCCCAGUGCGGACAUACUUCCCCGGAAGGAGCUUGCUGAUGCCUAUAGCAAAAUUCUACUUGAAACCGACUUUCUUGGCUACGAAAAUGAUCCCAAAAAUCGAGGACCUUUGCAGUAUGGAACUGAUUCUGGUAAUUACGAGGUACGCAAGACCAUCAGCGAUUGGAAUAAUCGAGAAUUCAACACUGAUUUGUCGUGUCCACAGAACAUGAACUUGACGUCCGGUGCUUCUUAUGGAGCUGCGAAUAUUCUUACUUCUGCCACUUCUGUGGAGAUUACCCAAUCUGCAUUUAUUGUCACUCCAACUUACUUUUUAAUCAACAGCUCGUUUGUGGACGCUGGGUUUGGAGGCAGAAUUGUGCCAAUUCGAGAGACCCAGAAUGAAGAAUUCGACAUCGAUAUCAAGACGUUGGAAAACCAUCUUGCGCAAGCUGAUCCAGUCCCUGAAAAUGAAGAGAUAAACAUCAUUAAGGACGCUGCGGGACGCCCUGACCGCAAGCUAUACCGCCAUGUAAUCUAUAUGGUGCCUACUUUUUCAAAUCCUGGUGGAAUCUCGUAUACGACCAAGACUCGUAUGGCGGUGUUGGAGUUGGCUCGAAAAUACGACAUGCUAAUUAUCACCGACGAUGUGUACGAGCUACUUGACUACACCGAAGCCAGCGAGAGAAUUCCUCGGAUGGUAUACUUGGACAUAAAGACUCGACCCAAAGCCAAAACGUUUGGAAAUACCGUAUCCAACGCUACGUUUUCCAAGAUUUUGGCGCCAGGAAUUCGGUUUGGCUGGCAAGAAACCGCUACUAGCAAGCUUGCAGAGCAACUUGCAAUUACCGGAGCAAACAAAUCAGGAGGAACCCCGGGUCAAUUGUCUUCUUUCGUGGUCAAAAGCCUCAUCGACAAUGGCACUCUUGAUACCAUCAUCAAGAAGUUCAUUGAGAUCUACAAAGAACGCGCAAAGAGGUUACUAGAAGUGAUACCCAAGUACUUACCAUCAACCACAAUAGUAAGUGGAGGCGAUGGAGGCUACUUUUUCUGGCUUUCGAUCCCCGGAGAAAUCGAUCUAGAGAAGGUGCUUGACAAGAUGAAAGAAAGAGGAGUUAUAAUCCCGGCCGGCCACAACUUUGAAGUGUGCAGCUCCGAGCCGCCAUUCUGGAAAAACAGCGUGAGAUUGAGCAUUAGUUCGUUGUCACCAGAAAAAAUAGAGGAAGGAAUCCGGAUCUGGGGAGACGAACUCAGGACGCUUUAUCCACAUUUAUAUCAAUAA